ACUUAAGAAAAACUUCUUACUCAUCUGAACUCUUUUUUUUUUUUUAAGAAGUGGAGAUAAAAAGCUUUUAACAGCAAUAUUUCUCCCUUGUGGAGAGCAAUCUCUCUUGCACCACGUUUUUUGUUUUGAACUGAAGGCUGGUAGUUCCCACUGCAUUGGGCUGUAGAACUCAUGGUCCAUUUGUUUUGGGGGAGCAGGUGGGCUCUUUAACUUGUUCCAUGCUUUCACAGAAUCAGCUUGUGGGUUUACCUCCCUUACCUUUAUAGGGAAGAGUACAGAAAAUGUAGAUAAGACUUUUGUUUGCUCUGGUAUCUUUCUGCAAAGUCAUGCAUAGGUGAAGGUCUUGAAAGGAGAUGAGGGCAGGGAGCAGGGUGCCAGCCUGGCCGCACAAAGGGCAGCUGCGGGUCAGGGUGCUCAGCCCCUGCCCGGCUCUGCCGGUGCCAAGUGAAGGAACUCUCCUUCCACAGUUCCGUGAAGACACGGUGUUCAGUGUGAAACUGGUUUUCACCAUGGUCUGAAGUGCCUUUUGAAACCAUGCUAUCAGUUUAGCUCGUUUCUAUUUACAAUCUAGUAUUUAAUGGUGGUGAUUUCUAACAUUCCAGGUAAAUCCAGAGCAACAGCUCCCCAGUGCUCCUUGCUGCUUUGCUUUGAAUUUUGAUGGGGUUUUGGGUAACUGCUUUCAUCAUUUUGCUAUCCAGAUGGCUUCGUUUUUGUUGUGUAGGAGUUUCUUGUGCCAGCCAGAGAAAGACUGAGUGAUAUUUUUAAAUAGGAAAACAAAAUUGGCACAGGGCUUGGGGAGGAAGGAGAAUGUUUUGAGUGCUUUGGGUUGAUCUUAGAUUUACCUUCUUUCAAUAGGCUGGAUUUUUUUUUUUUUUUUAAUAAUUUUUAAAAUUGAGCUCAAGCAACAGCAUGAACACAGGUCUUGGAACUUCCUGGGGUCUAGCACACCAUAUAGCAGUUUUCUUGCUGAAAAAAAUAAUGCAGGCACUCCAGAGGUGUUUGUAGGGAAUAUCUGUAAUAUUUAGCAUUGAAGGUCAAUCAAAAUACACAAUUCUUGCUAGAAUAUUCACUUUCUGAGGAAAUGGGGAAUUUUGCUUGCAAGGAAAUUGGAGUGGGGUGUCAUUAGCUAGUUAAUUCUAGCUUUCCCUGCUGGCCCUCCCACUUCUCCUGCCUUGUCCCUAAUACAAUACAACCCUUGCCCUCACAUCAGCACACCAGUGUUCUUUUGGACCUACUCUGUGAGGCAUAUAGAUUUCAUGGUGUUUAGAGAGCUUUGCAAACAAGGAAAUCCUAAUUUUUGAUAUUUUUUUUUUAAGCCAGCCUUCAACAGCUAACAGAAGUGAAACAGUCACUAGAGAGCCAGCCCCUGAACUGGUCCGGGAGUUUCGUUUAAUCUUGAGGCAAGAUGUAGCUAGCUGACUAACAGCUUCUGAACCAGGGGUCUGCUUUCAGGCUCCCUUAACAAUCCAGAUCCAGUCACAGGAGGUGCAGAAAAUCCAUGUUUGAGAUGUGGUCUGCGGGGUCAAAGAGGGAAAUUUUUCUCUCUGUAUAUUCAGAAUGCUCAGAUAGAAAUACUGCAGCCUCUGUCUUUUUUUUAAAAACAAACCAAACCAAAACUUCCUGUACUCAUGUUUUGUAUUUUAGUUUUACUGGACAUAAAACUGUGACAAUACUGAUAGUCACAUAAUAGACACUUUAACACUUCUUUUAUACCAGAUUCUCAGGCUGGCCCUAAAUCUGGCUUGUUUCAUUAUUAUGUAUCUGGGUAUUUGUAGAAGAAUGUCCUUUACGGGCUCCUUAUGCCUGUCUUUUAAGAUGGAAAGAGACUUCAGGAGAUGGAUGUUGGUGUCUGGCAAGGGUUGUAAACCAGAAAGACGUUCCUUUCCUUCCUGUUUUCUUCUUUCCAAGCUGGAUAUUAAGAGCAGGAAAGGAUUUUUGGUGCCCAGCAGUCCAGAACUCUUUUAGUGGUAGCUGCUGCACUGCAGAAUUGAAGCUGGGAAUUAUCUCCUCCUCUUCUCCGUGCCACUCCUCCUCUGAGCCUCGGAUUCAGACUGGUGCUGGGUUAGCAGUGCAAGGCCAUCUGGCUGCUCCUCUGCCUGUGGUGCAUCGCUGCCCAGCAGCCUGGCACUGCAGGGUGGGCUUUGGAGACUUAAGUUUCAAUGGCAACUCCGGCUAGCAAGGAGCAAGGACUGCUUAUACGGACAGCUCGUUUUUAUCUUGUGCAGAGUCGGCUUUGUAGUGGGAUGUUGAAAUAUGACACAAUGCCUGUUUGUUUGCAAUAGCUGCAACCCUCGUAGCAGAGAUUCAAGUGGGAAAUAGAGGGGGAAGCCAGAGACAAACCAGCGGGAGAAUUGGGAACUGUGACGCCGUGGCCUCUCUCCUGUGCCGGAGCAAGCAAAGGGAAGAGAGGUAGAGGAAAAAAGACUGAGCCUUGCAACCAGCCGUCACCCUGACGAUGUGUCAGUCAAACACCCUGCAGGGACCAGAUCUGCACACAGGGAAAUGGUUGCAAUUCCCCCAGCUGGCCCUGAGGCGAAGGUUGGGCCAGCUGAGCUGUAUGUCUAGGCCUGCUCUGAAACUCCGUUCUUGGCCUCUGACUAUUCUCUAUUAUCUUCUGCCUUUCGGUGCUCUUAAGCCCUUGACCAGAGUGGGAUGGAGGCCUGUGAGCAGGGUUGCUCUGUACAAAUCGGUUCCGACUCGCCUGCUCUCGCGAGCCUGGGGUCGCCUGAACCAGGUGGAGCUGCCGACAUGGCUCCGGAAGCCUGUUUACAGCCUGUACAUCUGGACGUUUGGAGUGAACAUGAAGGAGGCAGCUGUUGAAGAUCUGCAUCACUACAGAAACCUCAGCGAGUUCUUCCGCAGGAAGCUGAAACCACAAGCGCGGCCAGUCUGCUGUGUGCACAGUGUGAUCAGUCCCUCUGAUGGAAAGAUUCUUAAUUUUGGACAAGUAAAAAACUGUGAAGUGGAGCAAGUAAAAGGGGUUACUUAUUCUCUGGAAUCUUUCUUGGGACCUCGUGUCUCUACAGAAGAACUGCAUUUUAGCCAGGCCCCACCUGGUAACUCUUUUCAGCAACAACUAGUCACAAAGGAGGGGAAUGAGCUCUACCACUGUGUAAUUUACCUUGCACCGGGGGAUUAUCACUGCUUCCACUCCCCCACUGACUGGAGAGUGUCACACCGGCGCCAUUUCCCAGGCUCUCUGAUGUCUGUGAAUCCUGGAGUUGCUCGCUGGAUCAAGGAGUUGUUCUGCCACAAUGAACGGGUUGUCCUUACAGGUGACUGGAAACAUGGCUUCUUCUCUUUAACAGCUGUAGGAGCAACAAAUGUGGGCUCUAUUCGCAUCUACUUUGACCAGGACUUGCAUACCAACAGUCCAUCUUACUCUAAAGGUUCCUACAAUGACUUCAGCUUCAUAUCCAACAACAACAAGGAAGGGAUCCCCAUGAGGAAGGGGGAACAUUUAGGGGAAUUUAACUUAGGGUCUACAAUUGUACUUAUCUUUGAGGCACCCAAAGACUUCAAAUUCCACCUCAAAGCUGGACAGAAAAUCCGCUUUGGAGAAGCAUUGGGCUCUCUCUAGCAACUCUCAGCAAGGUGGCUUUCUACACAAAGAGACUCUUAUCACACCACUGAGUGUUUCAUUUAACAAGUAUGUAUCACUCAGCAGGACCUGGGUGAGGAAAACUGAAGAAUGUCAUUGCUGUGUUAAACUUGAGAGCAUUUGAUCUACACUGACAUGCUGCUGAAUGCAGAAAGGGAAUUGCAUGACCAGAGAUGUGUCAGGUACAGCUGCCUUUAAAGAUGUUGGCCAUGGAGGUUUCAUGGAGGACCCACCCUGUGCCUGUAGUCUUUCAUGUUCUCCCCUCAAUGUGCCACAGGAUAAUUAUGUUCUUAAAACCCUUUUAAGCCCUCCAAGGCUGUGCAGGUGCAAUGGGGAAGGGUAGAGAUUAGCUGUAUUUAAAGGGACAGUGACAGGCUGAGUCAGACAUUGUACCUUGCAUCUGCAAUGUCUGUUUUUCAGACUUCGAAUAAAGAAUGUGUUCUCAUAUUUAUUUUACUCUGAGACACUCCGAAGCAGCGUUUGAAUAAAGGCAGCUGUGAAUGCAGAGAGCCAAAUAGUUCAAGGGGCUAGUAUGGAUUCACAGUUCUGAUAUGCAAAAUGUGCAGACAGCAUCAGUACAAUAAAUUACACUCAUCCAGGUUUUCUACUGUUAGACAAUUUUAAUUAUUUUACCUGACAUUGUCCCUUUAAAAAUGGUCUUUGCACUGUAUUUUAAGCCUGAAAACACUGUGUCUACAUUCCAUGUGAUGAAACUGGGCAUCUUGGGAUUUUCUUUACAAAAAGUAAGAGCGGACAAAGCUGUUGUCCUCAUCCUAAUCCAUGGUUCUAUUUUUAUGUUUCAGGCCUUAAAGAUUUUGUUUGUAUGAGAAGCAGUAUGGAUUAAGGUGUUAGAAGACAGGGAAUAUUUUUCUUGCGUGGAGCAGGAAGAUAGCAGCCAAAAUGUUUUUACUUCCUGCUAUGUAUCUUCAUUGUUGCUUUGUCACUAAAUUCUUGAAGAAUUAAUUUCUCUAUUUAGUGAACAGUUUCAGAUACUUCAGGACCAAUUUUUAUUGCACCAAGUGAAGUACCCUAUGCACUGACUGUGUAUAAAGAUAUUAUGAAUCUUUGAAGCAAUCCCAAGUUGCUUCCCGGGUGCCAACCUGGCCAUCCUAUAAUGGACUGGCAACAAUUUCCUCUUAUUCCAAAGAUGAGUCUGACUUUUGUCCUCAUGCCAGGAAUGUGCUGGGGACAAAGCUUGAUGCUGAAGCUUCAUCCUACAGCAAAACUUCAGCGCUUUCUUGUAACAACAUGUCAAGAAGAGUUUGAAAUCUACCACUUUGGAGCUGUUGAUUGUGGCACUGAUAGAAACUGGUGUCAAAGUGAACAAGAGGAAUUGAGUUUUAAAUGUAUUAAUUGUUUUUAGAGAAUAAACUUGUUCAAGCCCAGGCACUCAAACAUUUAAAACUGACUUUGCUGUCCAGAGCUGGUUGGAGUGGACAUGCCUUUCUGCUUUCUCAAGAAUUUCUCAUACUACUUUCUUGCUUGAGCUAAUUUUCUGCUACUUUAAGGAGAUGGUAGGCUUUAACUAGCUCUGAUUUUCUAAAGAAAAACUUUUCUUUGUAUGCACUGCACAAAAUAGAAUAUAAUUUUGUUGUACAAAGGUCCAGUUUGCCAAGUCCUGUAUGCUUAGCUUGUCAUCAGGAAAGAUGGGAUGAUAAACUGCCUCUAAGUGAUAGAGCCCAGCCAUGACUUCAAUUGUGGUGGCUGUUUGGGUGACAAGCAGGAGAAAAUUCAUUUGGCUCCAGGAGUCAAUGUUUCCUCACUUUACAUGAGGAGGAGUCUGAAAGCUUGAAGUGGCUGUCAGCCACCUAUCUUCAGUUUCUUGGCAUUAGCAAGUUUACUCCUGCAGCAGUAUAUUACCAUAUACAGGUUAUAGAAAUGUGCACUUUUUAAACCAUUGCUAUUUAGAAAAGACUAAGGCAAACAUCAACCCCAGAGGCUAAAGCUGUGAUUAGCCUUUUAACUAAAUGUCAUGUUAACAGUAGAAUGCAGAUUCGUUCCAGUGGAUGACAGGAAAGACCACUGAAUCUUUUCCCCCUUUUCCACUGGAGCCUAUGCCACCCAGGCACAGCCAAAGCAACUUUGAGCUUUAAUUUCUCCAUACUCAGUAUCACCAUCCACAGUAUCUGAAGGUUACUGUUAGCCUAGUAAUGGAGCAUGGGUUACCUGAUGUGUGCUUUAUUAGAAACCUAAGGAGGAGAAGAUUCAGCAUGCAAGUGGCUGGUUUUAUGACAGUCUUAAUACUGUGCAGAGCUAGCUGAUUAACAACCAACAUUUGUUAUGCAGUGGUCAGCAAGUGAAAAAGCAAAGUUCCUAGAGGGUACUGAUAAUGCUGUGAAUUUCUCCUGCAUGGAGAAUCCAUUUAAUUCAACUGUAUCAGUAGCAUGCUAUUUUUGUAUGUCAAAGUGUAUGACUUACUGACAUGAACUCACUUAAUUGCAAAGAUUUUGAAAUAAAGAGUCUUAUCAGUGUUGCUUA
Strigops habroptila (Kakapo) is the source of this 6079-nucleotide messenger RNA. RefSeq names its product phosphatidylserine decarboxylase (gene PISD). Bases 2456 to 3580 code for a protein of 374 amino acids. Gene Ontology annotation, cellular component: mitochondrion. Gene Ontology annotation, biological process: phosphatidylethanolamine biosynthetic process. The record is from RefSeq and is a predicted model, not a curated record. NCBI's taxonomy places the organism in Eukaryota, Metazoa, Chordata, Aves, Psittaciformes, Psittacidae. The transcript has 7 exons. Gene Ontology annotation, molecular function: phosphatidylserine decarboxylase activity.